This is a messenger RNA of Adineta ricciae, 1155 nucleotides long. NCBI's taxonomy places the organism in Eukaryota, Metazoa, Rotifera, Eurotatoria, Adinetida, Adinetidae. The record is from the annotation of a GenBank genome assembly.
AUGGCAGCUGCCAAUUCUGAUCAAACUCAAUGGCACAUAUUUACCUGUGACGAACAAGAAUUCAGAGUACCUAUUCGAUAUCAAGAUCCGAAAAAAAUCGGACACGGUGCUUUCGGUGCUGUAGUUCAAAUGACAGAUACGGUCACUGGCAAAAGUGUUGCUAUUAAAAGGUUAAUUCAGCCAUUUCGAGGCACAGAACAUGCAAAACGAGCUUAUCGCGAACUCAAAUUACUCAUGCAUCUAAACCAUCCUGGUGUGCAUAUUGUACGAUUACUCAACGUUUUCACACCUGAUAAUAAGUUACGCGAAUUUCAAACUUUUUAUUUGGUGAUGAAAUAUGCCGGUGUUGAUUUGAAUCGUAUUAUUCGAAAACAUAAAUUCACUGAAGAUCAUAUCAAACAGAUCAUUUAUUCGAUACUUCGUGCUUUGAAAUUCGCACAUUCAGCUGAAAUCCUUCACCGUGAUUUGAAACCAUCAAAUAUUGGAAUCGAUGAAGAUUCGAAUCUCACGAUUCUUGAUUUUGGCUUAGGACGUGUUGCAGCCGACGGAGAUCAAACCGGUUAUGUUCAAACAAGAUGGUGGCGUGCACCGGAUGUAUAUGCGAAUUGGCAGAGAUAUGAUGAUAAAUUGGAUACAUGGUCUGUUGGUUGUAUAAUGGGCGAGUUGAUUCUACGUAAACCAAUUUUUCCUGGAACAGAUCAAACCGAUCAUUUGAAGAAGAUAUUUGAAAUGAUCGGUACACCUGAUAUGUCAACACUAAAGGAAAUUUGCACACCAGAUGUUGCAGAAUUUAUCUCACAAAUGCCGCGACAAGUCGGAAAAAAUCUCAAUGAACUGUUUGGCUACAAAUAUGCUGCAGAAAAUCCUCAACCAAUAUCCGGCAUUUCACCAGUAGGUGUCGAUCUUCUCAGACAUCUUCUAACGUUCAAUCAUCUUGAUCGGCCAACUGCUGCAGAAGCAUUAGCUCAUCCAUUUCUGGCUGACUUUCAUGAUCCUAUGGAUGAACCAACUCUAAACCCACUGGUUGAUGAACAUCAAAAUGCACGUCACAAUGUUGAAAAUUGGAAAAGUAUUAUCUGGGAACUAAUUCAACGGUUUGAGGAACCCGUAGUAGUCGAUGACGAUGAUGACGACGAUAUGGAUGACGAUUCAUAA